AUGGAAGCAGAUGGCAUGGUAACACAGGCAGCACCAGGACUGCCGCCGGGAUUCAGAUUCCAUCCCACCGAUGAGGAGAUCAUCAUUCACUACCUGCUCAAGAAGGUGAUGGACACCCGGUUUGCACCCUUGGCCAUAGCUGAAGCCCAUCUCAAUAAGUGUGAGCCCUGGGAUUUGCCAAAGACGGCAAAGAGGGGAGAAAAAGAGUGGUAUUUCUUUUGGCAGAGAGACAGAAAGUACCCAACAGGCAUGAGAACUAAUAGGGCAACAGAGUCAGGAUACUGGAAGGCUACUGGCAAAGAUAAGGAGAUUCACAAGGGAAGAAACAGUUGCCUUGUUGGGAUGAAAAAGACUCUGGUUUUCUACAUAGGGAGAGCUCCUAAAGGCCAGAAAACCAAUUGGAUCAUGCAUGAAUACAGAUUGGAGGGCGACUUUUCUAAUUUCAACUUAUCUAUUUCUGCAAAGGAAGAAUGGGUUGUCUGUAGAGUUUUCCACAAGCACAAAGGAAUCAGAACAGAUCCAGCACAUGUAGAACUAGCAAGAAAGACUACGCUGGAUAGCCCUACACUGCCACCAUUGACAGAGUAUAACUUCACCAAGGAAAGACCUAAUUCAAGUUUUGCAACUCAUGAACAUGAACCGGAACCACAUAUUUCCUCACCAAGAUUGAUGUUCAUAAACCCUAAAUCACAAAUAUUGCAAAAUGACCACAACCCAUACUUUUCUAGUCCCCAUAAUCAGGAACCAAACCCCAUUUUCUGCCCUCAGAUUGUUGACUCCAAUUCAAUGGUUCCUCAUCAUUCAUCACCAUCUCUUGUUUACCAGCUCCUAGAUGAGUUCAUCAGUACUUCGACGAUCUUGGCAGACUUUCCCUUCAAAGGAGCAGAUUAUCAAGUAAAUCUAAGGAUUCCUGCACCUGAUGCAGGUACGAAGGGGCCUGAGAAGUUGAGUAAAAUGAAGCAUUUUACACCUAACAACUCCAUAGCUUGCCAUCAAGACAGUGGACUUAUCUCUGAAAUGGCCACUGAGACAACCCCUUUUCAGUCCCAGCUGGGAGACAUUGAUGAAAGCAAGAACCCAUUCGAUCAAGAACGCGAGGAAGAUCUCUCUUUCAGUCCCAAUAUUUCAGAUUUGGAUUCUUUGUGGAGAUAUUAAUAUAUAUGAAGCAUGAUAUAAACUAAUUUGCUUCACAUCAGUAUAGACCUCUCUGCCUGUAUGCCAGUA
Sesamum indicum (sesame) is the source of this 1224-nucleotide messenger RNA. RefSeq names its product NAC domain-containing protein 46. Lineage: Eukaryota; Viridiplantae; Streptophyta; Magnoliopsida; Lamiales; Pedaliaceae. Gene Ontology annotation, molecular function: DNA binding. Gene Ontology annotation, biological process: regulation of DNA-templated transcription. The record is from RefSeq and is a predicted model, not a curated record.